AUGGAGGAGAAGUACCUGCCAGAGCUGAUUGCGAAGAAGGACUCGCUGGACCCCUCCGUCACGCACGCCCUGCACCUGGUGAACCAAGAAAUAGAAAAGUUUCAGAAAGGAGAAGGCAAGGAGGAAGAAAAAUACAUUUACAUGGUGAUUAAUAAGAACAUGAAGCUGGAACAGAAGGUGUUAAUUUCUGUAAAACAGUUUCCUAAGUUCAACUUUGUGGGGAAGCUUUUGGGUCCACGUGGCAAUUCCCUGAAGCCUUUACAAGAAGAAAUCUUGACAAAAAUGUCCAUCCUGGGAAAAAGCUCCAUGAGAGACAAGGCACAGGAAGAAGAGUUGAGGAAGAGUGGAGAAGCUAAGUACUUCCACCUCAGUGAUGAUCUCCAUGUCCUCAUUGAAGUCUUUGCCCCGCCAGCAGAAGCCUAUGCCCGGAUGGGCCAUGCCUUGGAAGAGAUCAAAAAGUUCCUCAUCCCCCACAACAAUGAUGAGAUCAGACAAGCACAGCUCCAGGAGCUAACGUAUUUGAAUGUUGGUUCAGAAAAUGCAGAUGUCCCAGUGGUUCUGGGGAAACCCACCCUGUGGACAAGCGGUGUGCCAGCCCCAGGGAUAACCAGGGGAAGAGGAGGAGUCUCCGGAGUCACCGCCUGGCCAGUUGUCAUUGGUGUGCCCCAUGGCACUCCAGCUCUCAGAGGAGUCCUGUCCACACGGGGGCCAGUGAGUCAGGGAAUAGGCCUUCUCACUCCCAGAGCAAGAGGGGUCCCCCCUACUGGGCACAGACCUCCACCGACCCCCCUGACACAAGAGACCUAUGGAGAGUAUGACCACGAUGGAUACAGCACUGUGUAUGACGAACAGAAUCACGAUUCCUACGAGAACAACUACAGUGCACCUGCUCAGAGUGGGUCUGAUUAUUAUAAUUAUGGACAUGUACUCAGUGAGGAGACUUAUGAUUCCUAUGGACAAGAGAAGUGGACUAACUCAAGACACAAGGCACCUUCAGCAAAGACAGUGAAGGGCGUCUACAGAGACCAGCCAUAUGGCAGAUACCGAUUGUACUGUCUCUUGUUGUGA
Sciurus carolinensis (gray squirrel) is the source of this 1068-nucleotide messenger RNA. RefSeq names its product KH domain-containing, RNA-binding, signal transduction-associated protein 3-like. Gene Ontology annotation, molecular function: mRNA binding. Gene Ontology annotation, cellular component: nucleus. NCBI's taxonomy places the organism in Eukaryota, Metazoa, Chordata, Mammalia, Rodentia, Sciuridae. The record is from RefSeq and is a predicted model, not a curated record. Gene Ontology annotation, biological process: regulation of alternative mRNA splicing, via spliceosome.